AUGGGCAGUGGGCCCAGUAAAGAGUGUCGGGGAUCCAGCACUCAGGCAGCCUUGCUGGGCCAGGAAGAGCCCGCUGAGUCAGUCAUACUGGAGAGCAGCAAGUAUAUGGUAGUGGCCCUGUAUAACUAUCCCACUGGUCCCCCAGCACACUGCCGCAUCCACACUGGAGAGAGACUCAGCCUGCUUUCAGACGAGGGGGAGUGGUGGAAGGUGAGAUCCUCUGCCACAGGCAAUGAGAGCUACAUCCCCAGCAACUACACAGCCAAGGUGUACCACAGGUGGCAGUAUGAGGGUCUCAGCCGAGAGAAGGCUGAGGAGCUCCUCUUUCUGCCCUACAACCAGACUGGCUCUUUUCUAGUCAGGGAGAGUAAGACCCACCCUGGUGCCAACUCCCUGUCAGUGCGUAAGAGCAGUGACCAAGAUCGUCGCUCAGUCAAACACUACCGGAUCCAACAACUGGAGAAUGGCUGGCUCUACAUCUCCCCCUGCCUCACCUUCCCCAACCUCAGAGCUCUGGUAGACCACUACUCAGAGGUCCGUGAUGGGCUGUGCUGUCUGCUAGGGGAGCCCUGCUUCAUCCAGGGGUCCAACAACGUUCCUGUGGUUACUGGGCCACUCCCCAUGGCUGUCAGGAAGCCCACCCUCAACUGGAAAGAUAUGGACAGCUCCAUGAUUUUUGGCAAGGACAAAGGCAAGGACAAUGAGGAUUCCCUGGUGAGCGAGGGAUUAAAGGAGGCCAUCAAAUCCUACCGCUUCAUGACAGAGGACUGCAAAGGCUCCAGCCACAAAUGGGACAGCUGA
Messenger RNA from Oncorhynchus kisutch (coho salmon), 801 nucleotides. RefSeq names its product src-like-adapter 2. The transcript is spliced from 7 exons. Gene Ontology annotation, molecular function: protein binding. The record is from RefSeq and is a predicted model, not a curated record. Bases 1 to 801 code for a protein of 266 amino acids. Lineage: Eukaryota; Metazoa; Chordata; Actinopteri; Salmoniformes; Salmonidae.